AAGACUAAACCCUAAGAGAAUCUCAAGUUAUUGUUGAAAUGGCGGAAGAGAGCGCCACCGCCGCUAGAAGAGUCCGUAGCCGCCGCUCCCACGGUGGUGAUCGCCGGCUUAGAGUGAAAGGAGAUACAAUCAGCGGUCUACCUGAUGUGAUCCUUCAACAUAUCCUCACUUUUAUUCCAACCAAAUACUCCAUCAGAACUUCACUCUUGUCAAAGCGAUGGAGAAAUGUAUGGUGUGACACACCUUCCCUCUCAUUCAACAGCUCUACAGUACUUAACAACGCUUGGAUUAACCAAACCCCAGCUUUCUACACCGCUCCCAAGAUGAUGCACUUUCACCUCGAAAGCGCCAAGAAGCACGAUGUUCCCCACAUCGACAAGUGGCUAGAGCUCAUCAUGUCCCGGCGCGUGGAGAAUAUGUCCCUGUCUUUCUGGCUUGAAGAGUAUAGUUUUCCUGAUUUCUUCUACGUUAACGCCUCUCUCAAGCAACUCACCUUAAAGUACUGUGAUAUGUCUCCCGAAUGCUCCGUGUCUUGGACAUCUCUCAAGAACCUGUCCUUGGUUGAAUGUGGUGUCUCUGAUGAAUCUAUGGCUAAGAUUCUAUCUGGCUGUCCCGUCCUCGAGAGCUUAACAUUGACUCGCUGCGAUGAACUAAGCUAUCUUGAUCUAAGUAAAUCACCGCGUUUGAGAACGUUAGCAGUAGAGCGCAACAGUUGGAAUACGGGGCCAAAAGAUAUUGACGCACCCCAUAUACAUUAUCUCUAUUUGAGAUACUCUUGGUUCCCAUGUACUUUAGUUGAUGUCUCGUCUUUAACCGAAGCUAAUGUCAACUUUUGCGUUAGCACGAACACGAAAGGAAAAGUAACAUCCAGUGAUAGUACUUUUCUUCAAGCCGAGGUGAUGAAUAUGCUCGAAAAGCUACAGCAUGUAGAGAAGCUUACUUUUGGAACAAACCUUCUCCAGGUUUUAUCUUUUGCCGAGCGUCGUGGUGUUCCAUUUCCGAUGUUCAAGGUCAAAUCAUUGAAACUUAAGACAAGGAUCUUUCAGUAUGUUAUUCUUGGUCUAAAAAGGGUGUUACAGAACUCACAUGAUUUAAAGAAGCUAACAUUACACACAAUCCCUUGCGACAUAAAACUGGAAAAGCAUCUUUACGACUGUUUGGCAUGCCAAGGCUUAAGUGUUCAGUUGUGUCGGAGAUCAAAAGUAGCGGUCCAUUGGGAUGAAGUGUCAAAGCACUUGGCUAUGUUCGUGGAACUUGUGCUUAAAAACACAGAGACAUUAGACAAGAUGUUCUUAGUAUUGGACGAUAGUUACCGUAUGUUCAAAAAGAUGAUUCGAACACUUUCUCGCAACAACAAAGUCUCCAUUGCCUUCUCAGAACAGACUAGUGGUGAAUCAUAGGGUUUAGUCUUUGACUCUUAUUGAGUAUUGUUACGUUGAAUCACUUUUGAAGACCAACUUUUAUUUACUUAUUUUGGAUCAAUUAGGAUUAUACAA
Messenger RNA from Raphanus sativus (radish), 1496 nucleotides. RefSeq names its product putative F-box/LRR-repeat protein At3g18150. Bases 39 to 1400 code for a protein of 453 amino acids. Gene Ontology annotation, molecular function: protein binding. The transcript is spliced from 3 exons. The record is from RefSeq and is a predicted model, not a curated record. NCBI's taxonomy places the organism in Eukaryota, Viridiplantae, Streptophyta, Magnoliopsida, Brassicales, Brassicaceae.